Messenger RNA from Anastrepha obliqua, 2663 nucleotides. Its product is annotated as E3 ubiquitin-protein ligase RFWD3. Lineage: Eukaryota; Metazoa; Arthropoda; Insecta; Diptera; Tephritidae. The record is from RefSeq and is a predicted model, not a curated record. The transcript has 3 exons. Gene Ontology annotation, biological process: protein ubiquitination; interstrand cross-link repair. Gene Ontology annotation, molecular function: ubiquitin protein ligase activity; protein binding. The coding region runs from base 320 to 2368 and encodes 682 amino acids. Gene Ontology annotation, cellular component: nucleus.
UGCAAUACGGAUUAUUACUCCACCACUACUAAAUUGUGUACGACUUAUUAUUAAACUGGUCAAUUAAAUUAGCGUUUUACUAAAUUUCUGAGUAUUCACUCUGUUCUAUUUUAAUUGUUCCGGUACCUACAUAAUUAUUAAAAUAUUUCUGAGAACAAACAAAAGUACAACACUGAGUUACCUCUACCGCUGCUUUUGAAUCAAAGUUCUGAAGAUUGUAUUAGAUGCAGUAAAUUUCAAUCUCAAAAUUUAAUAGACAAAUGUGUGGUUUUUGCCUAUUUAUUUUGACUGACACUAUCUGACUUUUAUCGUAAGAAAUAUGCAAGAUUCUGGCUCACAUAAUGAAACUCAAGGUGAUCAUAAUUAUGUUGCUCGUCGUACGCGUUCAACAUCCAGUGAGGACUCCAGCAUAGAAUUUAACAAUAGUGGUCGAAGGAGAGAGCGAUUUCGGCGCGGACGAGUUCGGAAUACAGAUCAUGACUAUAUAGCGAUUAGAGCAAUUAGCGAAGAUGAUAAUGGCGGCGACGUCGAAACUGAAGCUGAACCAAAUGCUGAGCAUUCCGAUGAGACGCAACCAGACAAUGAAGAGGAUAACAAUGAUAUAGAAGAUAUAGACCCAGUUAAUGGUUUGGCCGAAGCAGCACAGGAAGCGCUAGCUCGGAAUACAAACGACGACGAUGCAGUAAAUGCAGUUUCACAUGAACCAACACCAUUAGAUCCUAUGGCAGGAUCCAGCAUCGCUGUUAAUGUUGCUGUACCUAACGGAACUGGAUCAAUAGUAAAUUUAGCCACACCAUCCCCACCAAAAAAACGCAAACGUCUUACUGGAGACACUCCGAAAUCAAAUACUCCCCGUGUGAAUGCCCUCACGGGGAGCGGUGCUGACGGCGAUGAGGAAGAUGAGGGAAUGACAUGUCCUAUCUGCCUCGAUAACUGGGAAAUGUCAGGUGAACAUCGUCUAGUAUCCCUGCGCUGUGGUCAUCUCUUUGGCGACGCAUGCAUUCGCCGUUGGUUAGCAGAAAGCGCACGUCAGUCGGGUUUUAAAGCAUGUCCACAAUGUAAAACGAAAGCCACAAAUCGCGAUAUACGCUGUCUAUAUGCCAAACGUCUACGGGCCAUCGAUCGCAGUGAAGAGCAUCGACUGCGCGAUGAAUUGGAUGAGGAGCGUCGGCGCUCACAGUCACUACAAACAGAAAUAGCAGCCUUGAAAAUGACACAUAAAGUGGUAGUUAUGCAAUUACAGACUAUACAGGAUGAGAAUGAUCGCAUAAAGCGGAUGUUACGCGCUGGAGCUGGUGGCGGAAGUUUUAGUUAUGAAGCUGAAUUGGGCGAUGACAAGCAAUUGUUACGACUACAGAUGCAACGACUUUAUCUUGAGCGCACAAUCGAAAUAACUCGCGAGCCUGGCUGUCGUGUAUUAAUACAUGCCGAACGGCAUUCAUCCAUUUUGGCAUCACAGAAGAGUGCUCAAGGCCUUUUUCCUGGCUUUGGUAUUCGUUUCAUCGAUGAGCAGUCAUUUCGUACCUCAACGUUCUUGCAUGCAUCGUUGAAAUUAAUCCGCGAUAUGUGUUUAAAUUCCGAUCAGCAGCUUUUAGCUGUGGCUAGCAUGGAGACCCGAUCAAAGCUUUUCGAUUUGCGCUCCCGGCAAGUAGUUUCUAUAUUUGAACCGGGCGAGAAAGCACUUUGGGCUUGUGCAAUGAACCGCAAAGAUCGAGAAAAUGUGCUGUAUUUGGGUGGUUCCAAUGGCAGCACAUACACAUAUGACAUGCGUUUCUCAGACAACAUUUUGGAGGAAUACAAAACGGACGGAGAUCUUAGCACUGUGAUUAACGUGGCCAGCGUUUCCGUCGGCACGCAUUUCCCUUACGGUGGCUUCCUUGUCUGCAAAUUGCAAUCAAUUUGGUUUUACGAAUACGUUAAUGGUGGCGACAUGGUGAUUCCAACCCGUCUCAGUAUUGAAGGUCCCUUUAGUUCAAUGCAUUUCGAUCCCGCACAGGAAACACUUUUGGUGUCAGCUCGAUGCAGUGUACGUUAUCCCCAAUCCCGUUACAUUGUUGGACGCUUGGAGAAGGUAGACGGCACGACGGUACUCAAUGUAAAGGUAACAUUUAAUGGCUCCAAAGCGACUCCAGUGAUGACUCGUUGCACACAAGUUGCUAUAGAAGCGAAUACCCUAGUUGCCGGUUACAUGCAGGACGUCAAACAGCUAGCUUUAUUUGAUGUGCGACGGGAGCAACGGAUUCAAACACUACCAGCACAGGAAGUUAUCUAUGACAUUUGUCCAAUUCACGUUAGUAAUGGUACGUACCUGGCGGGCCUCUCUGAAACUAAAUGCCGCAUGUACAAACUUACGUCUACAAAUAAUUAGUAGGUUGUCAUAAGACUUAGUAGCAAUUUCCUUAAUUAAACUUACAACUAAUAUUCUGUUUUUAAUUAGGCUGAUGUAGGUAUAUUUUUAUCAAGUUCCAUUAAAGUUUUCUUUUCACAAAUUGGUAAACAAAAUAGCCACUUUAUUUUAAAUGAUUAUUUUGGAUUGUACUGGCAUUGUUUUUGUUAGAUGAGGGAGCAACCAAAUGAUAUUUGUGAUCAUUAAGUCUAGACAUAAGGCAGCUAAGGCAAACACUAAAAGGAUUUACAUUAAUAAAGUCUUAUAAAAUAUGGAA